Messenger RNA from Thamnophis elegans (Western terrestrial garter snake), 2443 nucleotides. Its product is annotated as zinc finger protein 436-like. The record is from RefSeq and is a predicted model, not a curated record. The coding region runs from base 365 to 2350 and encodes 661 amino acids. Gene Ontology annotation, molecular function: DNA-binding transcription activator activity, RNA polymerase II-specific; RNA polymerase II cis-regulatory region sequence-specific DNA binding. NCBI's taxonomy places the organism in Eukaryota, Metazoa, Chordata, Lepidosauria, Squamata, Natricidae. Gene Ontology annotation, cellular component: nucleus. Gene Ontology annotation, biological process: regulation of transcription by RNA polymerase II. The transcript has 4 exons.
GGGAGGGGGGAAGCUUGGGAGGUAGGGAGGCACAUCUGCCUCCCAGCAGGGUUUCUCCAUUAUCAUUAUUUUAAUUUAAAUCGCAAUUGCAAACAGCCGGAAGCAAGAAAGAAAUCUGAAACAACGUGCGAGAGCAAAACAUCAAGGUUUACAGCACGCUCAGAUGCCUUUGUGGUGCAAGGACGGGGGGAAAUUUGGAAAAAAAGGAGACAAGCUUUUGUUUCUUGACCAACAAGGAUUCAGAGAUCGUAACCUGAGGAAUCGCCUUUGAUGCCAGCACAGUUGCAACAGUUUGGAUCCCAGGGCAGGUUCCGGACCGUCGGGCUUGGUGGUGCUUUUGCCUGGAAACCCUCUGAAAAGGACAAUGGAAGAGCAGAACCUCAGGGAUCACCCGCAAAAGAAUGACCCUCGCGGAGGGGAAUCCCCGCCCCAAAGGACAAGCAGAGAGAUCAAGCAGGAACCGGAUGAGGGAUCCCUUCAGCAAUGGGAAGCUCAGUGGCGGGAGUUCCUGAAGACAGUGGAGACCCCGCGUUCGGGGAGCUCUAAACCGCCCGAGGAUCCGUGGGAAAAUAGCUUGGCCUUCCUGGACUCCUUCGAGCAAGUGGCCCGAGCCUGUCGGUGGCCCGAGGAGGAAUGGGUGGCCCGGCUCCAGCCAGCCUUGAGGGGAGAAGCUGAGCAGGCCCUUCUGAACCUGGAAGGAUGCAGCAAGGGGGAUUAUGGGAAAGUGAAGGCAGCCAUUUUGCAAAGGGAUGCCCGGCGGCGGGAGGAACAGCGCCAGCGUUUCCGGCGCUUCCGUUACCAGGAAGCGGAAGGGCCCCGAGGGGCUUACAGCCGACUCCAGGAACAUUGCCAGCAGUGGCUGAAGGCGGACGUGUGCACCAAAGAGCAGAUCGUGGAGCUGCUGAUCCUGGAGCAGUUCUUGGCCAUCCUACCGCCGGAGAUGCAGCGCUGGGUCCGGGCGUGCGGCCCAGAGAGCUGUUCCCAGGCCGUGGUCUUGGUCGAAGACUUCCUUGGGAAGAAGGAAGAGCUCAACACGUGGGAACAUCAUGCAGGGGUAUUAUCAGAGGAGGCAGCAACAAUCUCCAGAAUUAGCCAAGCUGGAUCUGAGGCUGGGUGGAGGAUGAUGUAUGUGGAGACCAAACAGGAGAACGAUGACGCCUGUACUGAUCUCUUAGGAUCUGAAUGGAAAAGUGAAACGGAGGGGAAACCGUGUGGGGAUUUCUCUGAAGAAACCGAGCAGGAACCCUUUGAAGAGAAAGUCUGGAGCCGAGCUCAACCCACACACCGAGAAAGAGACCCACAAGGAGAAUGGAUCGAUAAAUCUCUUCCUUGUCCAGUCGGAGAGCUCCAUCCGAUCUCACUCCAGGAAAACAAUGAGGGAGGAGAGGAAAGGAAUGGAGCUCUCCGUGAUCGCUGGGAAAUGUCUUCCGUGACUGAAACCCAGAAAAGUAUGUUUGGGAAGAACCCCGGAGAUAGGGAAACACUUUCGGAAGGAGAGAGUUCAUAUACAUUUCUGGAAAACGGAGAGAAGUUUCUGGGCCCUUUAAUCCCUCCUUUGGAUCGAGCUGUCCUUGCUGAUGGACAACACCAACCCUCUGAUUUCAACAAAACCUUUCAUGGUCCAUCCACCCUGCUGAAACCGCCGGGAGUCCCCAAAGUGGAGAAGUUGUACAAAUGCUUGGAAUGCGGGAAGUCCUUCAGUCGCAGCGCCCACCUGACCUCCCACCAGAUCAUCCACACUGGGGAAAAACCGUACACGUGUUUAGAGUGUGGGAAGAGCUUCGUUCAGAGUGCCCACCUCGCCUCCCACCAGAUCAUCCACACGGGGGAGAAGCCGUACCGUUGCUCAGAGUGCGGGAAAAGUUUCAACAAGAGCACCAACUUUUUGAGGCACCAGAAGAUCCACAAGGGAGAGAAGCCACACCAGUGCGCCGAUUGCAACAAGACCUUUUCCGACAAGCCGAGCCUAAUUCAGCACCAAAGGGUUCACACGGGGGAGAGGCCCUACAAAUGCUACGAGUGCGGGAAGAGCUUCAGUCACAGGGGCAGCCUCAAUGCACAUCAGCGGAUGCACACGGGGGAGAAGCCGUACGGAUGCUCAGACUGUGGGAAGAACUUCCGGGACCAAUCGAGCCUUAUUAGACAUAAGAGAACCCACACCGGGGAGAAGCCCUACACCUGCUCCGAGUGUGGGAAAAGCUUCAGCCAGAGCACAAACUUGACUUUGCAUCAGAAGGUCCACACUGAGGGGACGUUUCCGUCAGAUUCCCCCCAAAUACUUAACACAGGGAUGGGCGUAUUAGUCUUUCCACAGAAUCCUGCAAACGGUUUAGUGGCACUUGAAAACUAAGGGGCACUUGGCUCAAUAGUAGUGACUGUGAGGGGGAUCUUGGAGUCCUAGUGGACAAUAACUUAACUAUGAGCCACCAGUGUGCUGCAGCUG